This is a messenger RNA of Penicillium arizonense, 501 nucleotides long. RefSeq lists its product as uncharacterized. The transcript has a single exon. Lineage: Eukaryota; Fungi; Ascomycota; Eurotiomycetes; Eurotiales; Aspergillaceae. The coding region runs from base 1 to 501 and encodes 166 amino acids. The record is from RefSeq and is a predicted model, not a curated record.
AUGUCUGUGACAACCUCAACCACCUCCUCCGCAUCAGCUACUUCCAGCUGCCAUGCCAAGCUGUACGACAUCCCGACCCACGAUGCCGCAUGCGCAAUGCCCAUGGCGAACAACAACUCUGCCAUCAUGAGCAGCUGCUGUUCCGACGCCUCUGUCGUUGAAUAUGACGGCUGCGACUACUACUGUCUGGCGCAGGGACAGAGUGUUGGCACCCUUGCUGAGUGCCUGAUCAAGGCAUCUGAGGCUGGCGAGGUGUGGUGCAAUACCAACGCCAAUGGCACCGCCACUGCGACAGCCACGGCUACCGGCACUGGCGUCGUGACUCUCAGUGCCACAGCCACUGACGCGGAUUCUACCAGCUCGAGUACUUCGAGUGGAUCAAGCGCAACUUCGACUGCUAAUGCGGCUGCUGGUGUCUUUUCACCUCAGCCACUGUCGAAGUCUGCUAUUGGCAUGGUUGGCAUUCUUUUGGCUGGGUCUGUGGCAAGUCUUUUCCAUUGA